Molecule: messenger RNA, 2447 nt
Organism: Penaeus monodon (black tiger shrimp)
Lineage: Eukaryota; Metazoa; Arthropoda; Malacostraca; Decapoda; Penaeidae
Product: inverted formin-2-like
Exons: 9
Coding region: 486-2150 (554 amino acids)
Biological process (GO): actin cytoskeleton organization
Molecular function (GO): small GTPase binding; actin binding
Source: RefSeq, a predicted model, not a curated record
CGACUACUAGUCUGUUCUGAUUUGUUACAGCAGGGACUGAAGCUGUAUUUCUGACGUGAUCCAUAAAACGUUAUAUGCCUGUGAAGAUAUUUUUUUUCGAGGGAAUCAAAAACAACAUUGCAUAGAUAUUAUUAGCCAGGAAUUUGCUGGGCCUUCUCCAUGUUUACCAGGUUUUAGAGAUGCUAAGAUUCUUGCAGUUCACCUCAUCAUUAGAUAAUUACUUUUUUUUAUAAUAUUGAUCAGAUAGAUAGAUAUCUGUGAUCUACGCCCCAGAUUAUCUGUAAGGUUAUCAGUGGCGAUAUGCGAGUUUCCUGGCCAAGCACUUCCUUUCCUUUCACAAACGAAUUGUUUACAUAGUCGGCAGGUGUCAAGCGACAAGUUUAUCAGGCCGAUACGAGGUAUCAGCGUGGGAGAUGCCGUGGCGAUAACAUUAGAACAAGUCGUACGUCGUUUUGUGGAUAUAGUAUCCAGCUGAGGGUUUCAGUAUGGCGGCUCGCCUCAGCAAAGGAAGUUCUGUCAGCGACGAAGAGUUCUACGACAGCGUUGACUUCAUUCCGGAGACUCGCAUACGAACCGAAGCGCACGGGCCAGGGGACGUUGUCGACGAACUGGAUAACGCGGUGUUCCUGGGAGGGGAAGGAGCGAGCACAGAGAAAGGGACCGAAGAGGUCGUGGACUGCGCCAUGCACCCCGCGACCGACGCAGGUAGGGUCGCCACAGAAAACGACGGAUUGGAUGCCGGCAAGGCAACCGGGCAACCGGAGAACACAAAUCUGGCGCUAGAAACGAAGAACAAUAAUAAGAAUAAAGAUAUAAAAGAAAAGAAGAAAAAGAAGAAAGGGAACGCCCAAGAAGGGCCGAAUAAUUCCAAUAACAAUGCGGAAGAAAACUCGGCUGCCUCCGAAACCUUAGCCACGGCUUCAGCUUCGAACCCAACUUCACAUCCUCCAACGAAGAAAAUGACUAAGAAAAAUUCGAUGCUGAAGUGGUCGGCGGCGGCGCGGGAGGUCAUAAACACUGCAAUGUCACAGGACGACGCUGACCACAACAGGAGGUCGUCGAGCGGGUCAAGCACAUCAAGCGUGGAGAGGAAGAUAUCAGGCUCAGCCAUCCUCGAGGACAUCGCACAGGGCAACUUUGCAAGUUGGGACGCCGAGACUUGCGUGGCACUUCUGCGCAUGCCCACCGUGUCCAACUACUCCGGCCUCAAGAAGCUCAUGGAAGUGGCGGGCGAGGACUGGCUGGAGGACUUCCUCAACCUGGACGGCCUCGGGGUCCUGUUCGAGUCUUUGGAGAGGCUUAGCGACCGCGGGUUCAGCUCCAUCGCCGACGCCAUCCUCCAACUGGAGUGCGUGCUGUGCGUUAAGACUGUGAUGAACUCCACCUCGGGCCUCGAGUACAUCAUCAACAACGACGACUACACCAGGAAACUCGCCAAGUCGCUGGACUCUAGAAAUAUGCUAGUCAAGAAACAGGUGUUCGAACUGCUCUCCGCGCUCUCCGUCUACAGCGAGAAAGGGCACGCACUUGCUCUCGACGCCCUAAACAACUAUAAGGUGUUCAAAAACCAGCGCUACAGAUUCCGUCUGGUGGUGGAGGAGCUGGCUAGUGCUGAGGUGAUGGACUAUCAGGCGACGCUCCUCGCCUUCGUCAACUGCAUCGUGUUAGGCGUCGGCAGCUUACAGGGCCGUGUCGCCAUCAGGAAUGAGUUCAUCGGCUUGGACUUCCUGAAGGUCCUAGAAGACAUCAAGCGAAUAGACGACGAGCAGCUGAGCAUCCAGGUGGCGGCCUUCGAGGACAACCACCUUGAGGACCUCGAGCUGCUCUACGGCCCCGAAGGCCAGCUCAGCCUCAACCACCAUGAUGCGUUUAACAACCUCUUCACCAAGGUCCGCGACUCGCCACACUCGUUACACUUGCUCUCCCUCCUUCACAACCUCCUGCAGCUGGACCCGGAGGAUGAAAGCAGCGAUGCUGUCUGGGCACUGCUGGACCGCGUUGGCGUCCGGGCAGUGGAUGGCACCCUGACGCCCACAUGGGCGGAGAGUGUGGCACCUUCCCACGACUUCACCAGAAGUGUUGGCACCCAGACCAUCAAACGGCGCCUUUUUCCGAUCUGCGGACGACAGGAACGUUCCAGAAGGAUUUGAGGAGCGCCCUUUCCCGUCCUCCAGCCUCCCACCCGCGCCCGACCACCCGCCGCCCGCACCCCCGUCGGCGUGCACGUCCACAGAUGGCUCUCCCAAGGCAGUAGAGCCCACGGACGCCGCCUGCAUAGAGUCCCCAAGUGAGAGGAGAGACGUGGAGGCGCUGGAGGCCGACAGUGUCUCAAACCGAGCCCCUCCUGCCCCACCUCCCCCGCCGCCUCCCCCGCCACUUCCUUCUGGCAUUGGGGGUCCUCUGUCUCCUCCUCCUCCUCCUCCACCUCCACCCCCUCCACCUCUCCC